This is a messenger RNA of Tripterygium wilfordii, 3122 nucleotides long. RefSeq lists its product as uncharacterized. The transcript has 4 exons. The coding region runs from base 543 to 2945 and encodes 800 amino acids. The record is from RefSeq and is a predicted model, not a curated record. Lineage: Eukaryota; Viridiplantae; Streptophyta; Magnoliopsida; Celastrales; Celastraceae.
UGUAGUCUGUUCUGUUCUGUAAGAAGGAAAGUGUUUGAUUAUUAAUCUUAAAUCAAAUAUCAAAAUGCAUUGUCUAUCUGUGCACGUAUAAGAGACAACGAACGCAACAACUGCAGCACCAAUAACAGAAUCAAAAACAAGAAAAAAAGGAAUAAUCUUUUGAUAUCAUUUUCGGUACUCGGUGUUCUUCCUCCUCUCAGCUUAAUUCAAGGAGAAGAAAUGGGGAUUUGUUGGUUUUUGUGAUCUGGGUUUUGUUCAGUUUUUUGUUUUACUUUCUGGGUUAUUGCUUUCUAUGAACUUUCAGAUCGGUGGGAAGAGAUGAUUGAAAAUGGUUGUUUUCUUUGGUGAGAUUGGCUUAAUUGAAUGACCCCAUUUGAGUGUAAUCCAAGCAAGGAAGAAAAGAAUUCACGAAUGUUGGAUUUCUACGGAUGCGAUCUGAUUUGAUAUUUGCCUUUUUAAUUACAGCAUCUUAUAAUUUGCUUGGUUCAUUCUGGGUCUGAUAUUAGGGCUUUUGGGAUUUUGUUUUCUGUGUGCAAGAAUAGAUGGAAAGGGGAGGAAAGGCUAGUACCAAGAGGAAUUUCAAGAGAAGAAUUAGAGAUAAUAACAGCGGGUCCGAUGAUUCAGAUGAGGAUUAUGUUGUUUCUGAUGAAGAAAAUGAAGUAUCUGGUGAAAACUCCGAGGGUUUUUGCGAUUCCUUAGGUGGGGAUGCAUCCGAAGAGAGUUUUGGUAGCUUUGUUGACGAGGAGGAGCUGGAGGAUGAGGAAGAGAAAAAAGUGAAGAAGGUUGUUAGAUUGGGAGAAAAGAAGGGUUCUUUGGCAAAAGGGAAAGCUGAAGGUAAUAAAACUUCUCGAAAGAGAAAGAGGGUAUCUUAUGAAGAGGAAGAGGACGAUGGUGACGAUGAUUACAUUUAUGAUGAAAGAGAUGAUGAUGACGAUGAGGAGUUUAUGCCCUGUCAAGAUGAUUGUUUUGAUGAGGAAGAAGAAUCAAGGGUGGUGAGGAAAAAAAAGACUACUAAUCUGAAGGGCGGCAACCAGGGUAUGAGGAAAAAGCACCCUGCUAGAGCCCAGAAAAGGAGGAAGAAAGCUGCGUUUCUGAAGAAACCUUUGGCUAAGAAAGGAAGAAAUAGUCAUAGGUUGAGAAGGAAAGCACGAGUUGACGAUGAUGAUGUUAACUAUGAUGAUUUCCUCGACAAUGACCCUGGUGAGAGAAAAAAGAGCAAGAAAACUUCAAGGGGAAGAAAAAGGAAACUUACUAUAUCUUCAGAUACAGAUUUUUUGUCUUCAGGAUCUUCAGAUUAUGAGUAUACCAUAUCUGAGGAAGAAAGAGAGCAAAUAAGAGAAGCUAGUGAACUGUGUCCAAAUUUGAGAACACAUAUGAGGAGUUUACUGUCUUCAAAGAUAAUGCAGGAAGAUGGGGAUUUACAGCAACAAAGAAAGCUGCCAGAAAGAAAAGGUAAAGAGAAGAUAGAAGGAGUGAAAUGUCAGUUAGGAAAGCAGGUUUGUGGAAUUUGUUUGUCUGAAGAAGAUAAAAGGAGAUUGAGGGGAACGUUGGACUGUUGUAGUCAUUAUUUCUGUUUCACUUGCAUUAUGGAGUGGUCGAAAGUGGAAUCUCGUUGUCCUUUGUGCAAGCAGAGGUUUAAGACGAUCACUAAGCCAGUUAGGUCAACGGUUGUGGAUUUUAGAGAUGCGGUGAUACAAAUUCCUGAGCGCGAUCAGGUCUAUCAACCAUCUGAGGAAGAGCUCAGGAGUUACCUUGAUCCAUAUGAGAAUGUGAUUUGUGCAGAGUGCCAUGAAGGUGGGGACGAUGGCCUCAUGUUACUCUGCGAUCUCUGUGAUUCAUCUGCCCACACUUACUGUGUUGGUCUUGGGCGGCAAGUUCCCGAAGGUAAUUGGUACUGUGAAGGUUGUAGACCUGUUGCUCUGGGAUCCUCAAGUUCACAAGCUCAAGUUUCUUUGUCGGAUCAAAGGAUGGCAAGCAACAAUGUAUCUGGUAGACCAUUGCCCAUUAUGAUCGGGGAAAGGUUGGACCCCCCUCUAGUUUCGCCUCGCACACCAUCAACUCAUGCAUUUGGGAAUAUCUACUCUCCCAGAUUUCCUGUUGGAGAGGUUCCACCAGCUUCUCCAGUGUCUAUGGCAGGGGCACCAACUCUAUCUGGGAGGCGCUGGAUACAUCGCCAAAUACAUCAUCUCCUUUCCAUGAACAGAAUGAAUCCUGCAGCAAGUAGAACAGAUGGGAUUUCAACAGCCAAUUUGGCUACUGGUUUUCUGAGCUCUCAAAUUGACCAGGACAGGGAAACGGCAAGUCAAAAUACAAGGGCACAAGAUAUUGAGACAUCACAUUGUACAUUCUUACAAGAGAGAUUACAGAACAAUACUUCUACACCAACACAAAGUAGGGAUUUCUUUUCUUCAGGAUUAAGCCACUCGAGAAUGCAGCCAAUUCAGGAUCCUCCUACUACUGCGAAUGUGGAUGGAUGUGUCAAUUUGACGUUAUGGCCUGACCUUGGAGGAAUUAAUUCUAUGUUGGGUAAUGAGGAACUGCAGCAAUUCAGCAGAUCCAGUGUUGUUUUAGAUGGUAAUUUGUCCCCUUAUCCUGUUAGACAGGAGAGCCAAUUUUACAUGGCAAAGGAACAAUUGCAAUCAUUGGUCAAAAGCCAUUUGAGAAACUUAUCGCGAGAUGUUGAUUUAGGCAAUAGUACUUACAAGGACAUUGCAAGGAGUUCUACUCAUACAAUCUUAGCUGCUUGUGGACUUGAUCACAAGAAGAGUGAGAUACAUGCCCUGCCCGCUUCACCAAAUUGUACACAUCUUGCUGAUAGAGUGGCAGCCGGGCAGAUGAGUCUAAUGGAAGGAUGUUGCUCAUCUUGUUUCGAUUCUUUUGUGAGGGAUGUGGUGAAAAGUAUCCUGGACACAAGGCUGCCGCAGUGGUUGAGUUUAGGUCUUUAGGAAAUUACCCAUUCAGUGUCUUCUGACACACUUUUGUUUUUGAUUAGGAGCUAGAAAAGAAUUCAAUGUUAACAUGUUUGUAGAGUUCAUUUGACUGACAUUGAGCACCAAAAAGGAUCUAUUCUUGAUUUAUAACAUCAAUAACAUUCAGACAGCCCAAGUGAUUGUUUGUUUCCA